UCUGGGGGACCAACCAACGCCAAUGCGAUCGAACGGCUCACAGCAAGGACCGACCUUAAAGAGGUAGAGGUACUGAGGUAGGUACUAGGUACCCUGUCCCUGUUAAUCGCAAUCUAACGGACACACACCAUACUUUGCACUUCCGCGCAGCCAAUUAUGAGCCGACCUCUCCCUCUCCCUUCCUCUACUACGAUUCCAGUUGUGGAUUGGACGACCUACUAACCUCGGCUGUAAACUCUGACUCGCUUACGUCUCUGUGUUUUACUCGCUGGCUCCAAUCCUGAGUCUCCUCGAUAGAGCCAACAAAAACCUAGGGUUUUUUCACAGGCUUAAACAACCAGAAUAUAUGACAUUUGUCCAGAACUAUGGUCGAUUGCAGUAAUGCUUCUUGAAUUGAUCCAGUUCCAAUUCUGAUAGAAGUGCGUAAAUUCACAUGGUUUCUUCAGGAGAAACACGAAAUGAAGUUGCUUCUGAUGAUUUGCUCCAAGUAGGGGAGCCAGAUGCUUCAGAACCGAUCCUUGAUGAUGUGAGUAAGAGUAACAUAUCACAACGGAUUCCUGAAAGUGGUAUUCAUUCAUCACAAUCUAACCUAGAAGGAAGGUCUGCCCACACUAUACCCGAGAAAGCAUCACAAGAGCCUGAUGCUGGGAUCCAUAUAUUGCGGAUUGAUCAAGAAGGUAGCAUUUCUGCCAUACCCAAGAAAGUCUCAGAAUCCCCUGAUGAGGGUUCCAUUGCUUUGCAAUCUAGUCAACAAGGUAGUGCUCCACCUAUUAUACGUGAGAAAGUGUCGGAGGAUGGAUAUCACUGGCGAAAAUAUGGGCAGAAACAUGUUAAAUCCAGCCAGAAAGUUGUCAAAGGGAAUGAGCUUAUAAGGAGCUAUUACAGAUGCUCACAUCCAAGGUGCCUAGUGAAAAAGCAAUUGGAGAUUUCUAGUGAUGGACGAAUUAUACAUACUAUUUCCUUUGGUCAUCAUGAUCAUCCUAAACCUCGAGACAACCUCCCUGUAGAUGGUGGAGUUGUUUUGUCAAUUGAAGAAAAAAGAGAUGACCCCUCUUUAUCUGGCAUGGAAGACAGCCAGAAACCUCAUGAGAUUGAGCCAACAAAUACUCCUCAACUUUCUACUGUUGCAUCAAAUAAUGAUGUGAAAGGUGCGCUUUCGGAUUCAAACAGGACAAGAUUCGAGGUUGAUAUUGGUGACAGUCCAGGUGCAAAACGAACCAGGAAGAAAGGGGAUCGUAAAGGUGAUGCAAUUCUGGUGGGUAAAUCAACUAGUGGACCACGUACGGUUGUCGAAACUUUAAGUCAAGUAGAUAUCAUAAAUGAUGGGUAUCGAUGGCGCAAAUAUGGACAGAAAUUAGUGAAAGGCAGUCCAAAUCCAAGGAGUUACUAUAGGUGCUCAACUUAUGGUUGCCUUGCAAAGAAACAUAUAGAGAGGGCAGCUCAUAACCCAGCACUGGUGAUAACCACUUAUGACGGACAGCAUGAUCAUGACUCGUCUCCUGCAAUGACAGUUACCCAUGACCCAGCUAGUUCGGACACCAACAAUAGAGGUGAGUCAGGUACAAAACUUAUGGAAAGUUUCACCAAUUGUCUUGAUAUGGUUGUUAGCCAUACUGAUCGCAUUGUCAAUGCUGAACCAAAGCAACAAGUCAAGAGUAAGAGUAGGAAGUUAGAACGAAGUGGUGUUGCAAACUUCGACAUGGUGUCUCAUUCUUGCAUGGCUCAUGAAUGCAAAUCAAAUGGGAAAAACAAUGUCAAGUCAGCUUCAUCCGAAGUGAAUAAUGCUUCUGAUCUUGAUAUGGCCUCUCAUUCGAGUUCGGGUUCAAAGAGUGUUAGAUGAGCAGUGCAAUGGUGAAUCAGGAACUAGGUUGAAUGAAAUUGAUGGUAUACGGUUUGUUCAUGCCAAUCCAGUUAACCCACAUGCAGUAUGCCGAAAAGAUAAAUUCUCAUUGCUUGUACCUUUAAAAUUUAGCAAUUGCAGGGGCAUCCAUCAAAUUGGCCUUGAACCAUUGGAUGCCUUUGUCAGACUGGGGGGAACCCGAUUGAUUAUCGAAGGAUUAUUGACUCCACUGUUUGUAUAUAGAUGUUCUAAUUGUCAAUGUAACUUUUAAGCGGUCUGAGAAAAAAAUAUAUUGAUCAACAGCUGCUACUAGCCACCGAGAAGAUCAGAUAAAGAUGUACACAGAACUGACUGAAGUUUGUAAUGUUGCUGCUGUGUACGAUCAAGUUCGAAGAAGAAGACGACCAAGUGGAGUGAAGAGAAAGAAAUAGUUGUGCUUCUGUGAGAUCCUUGUGCUUAUAGAAUUGGUAAAAGAAAAGAGCGUGGAUGAGAAGUUCUCACCUGAAUUUAUUGUUGCAGCUUUUAUCAUAUGGUUGGGAUGAUAUUAGUAUUGAGUUGUGUUUCAUAAUACUCCCUGUUAAUUUUGUGAAAUUGGUUUUAUGUUUGCUC
Molecule: messenger RNA, 2449 nt
Organism: Tripterygium wilfordii
Lineage: Eukaryota; Viridiplantae; Streptophyta; Magnoliopsida; Celastrales; Celastraceae
Product: WRKY transcription factor 1
Exons: 5
Coding region: 434-1840 (468 amino acids)
Biological process (GO): regulation of DNA-templated transcription
Molecular function (GO): sequence-specific DNA binding; DNA-binding transcription factor activity
Source: RefSeq, a predicted model, not a curated record